This is a messenger RNA of Porites evermanni, 4604 nucleotides long. Lineage: Eukaryota; Metazoa; Cnidaria; Anthozoa; Scleractinia; Poritidae. The record is from the annotation of a GenBank genome assembly.
AUGGCGGCCAAGAUGGCCCUGAGAGGAGUUUUGAGAUGGGUAUGUAUGCUUAAUUCCUGUUAUUUAUACUCAAAACAAAAUGAAUGUAUACUCUUACUAGAAAGAAAAACCUCGUCUUCACUGAUUAUUAUGCCUUUUUCAACUUACAUGUUAAAUAACUGCGUAAUAUUCGCAGUUUCGCUAAAUUCAAUUUGGAGAUAAUGUACCUGCAUGUUCUUGGAAAGCCAAUAUUCUAAUGAUUUGACAGAAAGGUAAAAAAAAAUUUGUAUAAAAACAAACAAAUAAACAAACCCCCUAUAAACUUUAGAAUACUCAGCUACUUAUUAAGUUACAUCUUUCAAAGUAUUAACAAAUUGCAUAAAUAGAGGUUAAAAAAUAUAUAAGAAAUAGUAAUAAUAACAUAUUCCUCCCAUUCUCAUUCCCAACAGAGGGGCCGUUUUCUAGUUGCUGUCUCAGUUCCCGUCCUUGGUGCACCGUUUUUGUCAACAGUAAAGGCUGGUUCCAUUAAAGUCCAUCCCAGGGAGGUAAAAAUGAGAGAUUAAUUAUAUGUGAAUAAAGUUAUUUUGUUGUUAAGCUGUUGUUUGGGACAUUCCAUGUUUUAUCCACAACCCCCUCUCCCUCCACCUUAGGAUGGUGAAGUUUAGAUGGGACAAGGAGGGUUGGAUUUUUCUUUAAAGAAGCCAACAAAAUUUUCAGACAAAUUUUCCAAUGGUGCCAGCAAAAAAUGAACUCUUCUGAUUUCUUUUUUUCAAAGGCUGCGGAAAGAAAUUUGAGGGUUCAGAUUCCAGUCAUUUUUAGGGGGAGGGGAUAAAAAAUGGAAUGCCAUUUUCUUAAAGAAGUUACUGAAAACGAAUAAAGCGUUCUCCUUGAUACCAAUUAAAACAUACCUAAAUCUUGAAAUUUUAUUUCAGUUGGAAAUUUAUGAUCCUGUAGUUGAUUCAACACAAAAUACUGCAAAGCCAGCAGAGGAGCCAGUCACUGAGAUGGAGCAGAAAGUCUCUGUGGCAAGAAAAUUUGUUUGGGGAUGGACAUCCAAGGUGAAGGUAAGCAACGGGAGUGGUCAAGUCAGUGAUGUGGGUUUUUCAUGUGUAGAGAGUGGAGAGUUAGGUAAGAUGCGGUGUGAGAAAAAUUGGGACCACCUGGUCACUAAUAAAGAGACUUGACAGUAACUUGAAGCUAGUUUCCUAACUAUUUCUCCUGUCAAAUGUCUUGUAAAGUGUUGUUUGAGCAAUAUGGCGAGAAAAGUAAGAAAUUAAUUGUCAAAUCUAAGCUGCAAUUGUCUAGCAGCUGACAUAGGUUUUGUCAUGAAAUGCUUUCUGUCCAGAGAGACUUGUUUAUAGAAAGAAUCAGUAAGGCUAGGAUCAGUCAAAUGACCUUGGGUUAUGGUUUGUGGUAACGUCACAAAACAUGAUGCGAAAUGUCUAUAGUGGGUCCUCACUUGGAUCUUGCUGAGAGUUUGACAAAAACACAUCAAGUCACCAAGGCUAUUAUAGCAAAAAGGUUGCAGUGGAUUUAACAUCAAACACAUUUAAGCUUGGACCCAUUUGCUUAAACUUGGUCUGGUUAUCAUGUUUAUUUCACAACUGUUUAAACCUAAAAGUAGAAUUCCUAUCUAUAUAACACCUAACAAAGUGCCUGUAACUGAACAUUUCUUUAUAUUCAACAGGAUGGUAUUUCACAAGUUAGGACUACAUACUCAUCUGUGGAAGAGAAAUCAUUUGGUGUGUAGACUUACUUUAUGCAGACAUAAUGUUUUGUUGCCUACAGCACAAAGACAUUAAAUAUUUAAAAUUAGAAUGCGCUGAAGACCAAUUAUUAAUUAUUAAUUAUUCUUCAAUGAAAUUUCUCUAAUUCAAGCUUCAUUUUAUUGCCAGUCAAGUGCCUCGUAGUUUGAUGUUGUUGUUAUUUUAGUGUUAGUACAGUGAUAUUGCUAAAAAUAGUUGUGGUGAGUCCAGGUCUCAGAGGUAACAAAAUCACUGCUUAGUGUCAUUGAGGUUAGGUAUAGUUAAAGUUACACAAUGCAUUCCUGUUGGCAAGUUAGAAUCAUUCCACAAUAACAUUUGCUAGAAGCACAUUCCAAAGACUAAAUUUGUUGUUUAGACCAGAUGCAAAGGAAAGAAAAUCAGCUCGCAGCCAGUCAUGGUCACUCCUUGGUAGAAUUAUUAUCAGUGUUUUUAAAUAAGUAUUUCAUUCAAGAGUAAAACAUGGUAACUGUUCAGCAUACAGAGAAAUGGAUAAGGUAAUAAAGGUAAAACAACGGUAGAAGAGGAAUUUAAUGUAUAAAGGUCAUUCUCUUGCCGCAGUCAGUCACAAACUUACAUCUAACUUAUUUCCUUGUCAGUGUGAUCGUGUAUACAACCAAAAAGCUAUUACAGGGAACUACUUUAAUGAUUGAGCAUGGAGAAAGUUCUCUGUUGCAUUUAUUUAUGUAAUGAAUAAUCUUUCAAUCAUGUAUUAGAGACUUUAAUACAAUGUAUCAUCAUGAAAGAUAUUGUUCAUCGUAGAUAAUUUAUUUAUUUUUUAUCAUUCUCCAUGCAGAGUUUUGGGAACUAAUUCAGACAGAUACAACAUUUCAAAUGAAAGUUGGUGGAAUAAGUGCAGCUGUUUUGGUUGGUGCAGUUUUGGCUGGAAGGGGGCGUAAGUAGAAUAUUUGUCUGUCUUAUGAGCUUUUAAAAGUAGGGAGCAAGAGAGGCAGAGAGCUGAAUCAUACCAUGUAAGGUAAUCCAGAUUCCAGAAUGGGGGAAAUCUUUGCUUGUGGAAUCCAAAAUCUGAGAAAUCUUACUCGUGGAAUCUGGAAUCCUGGGCUUUGGAUUCCGGAAUCCCACUAACAAUUGGAAUCCAGUACUUGGAAUCUGGAAUACAUGAUAUGGAAUCCAGAAUCAAAGACUGUCUUGGAUUCCCUUGCAUGGGGUGUGCUGAAAGCAUUCAGUUUCCACCAAUGUGACCAGGGUUAAAAUCCCAGAGAUGAUACCAUGUUUGGGUUGUGUUUAUCGUCUUGUCCAAGUUGAAUAAAUGGUUACUGGAAUUUUUCCAGCCAUCAUGUCUCCUUUUUUGGUGAAUUAAAAAUGAGAGUAGUUACUUAUCAUUAUCAUACAACUACUAUCGCAUUUCUGUUACAAUUCUGUUGUAACAGUAAUAUUUCAAAAGUUGCACAAGAGGUACUAUGAUCACAGCACAACACCACCACAAUGCCACUGGUAAAAAAGCGNAUAUUGUUCAUCGUAGAUAAUUUAUUUAUUUUUUAUCAUUCUCCAUGCAGAGUUUUGGGAACUAAUUCAGACAGAUACAACAUUUCAAAUGAAAGUUGGUGGAAUAAGUGCAGCUGUUUUGGUUGGUGCAGUUUUGGCUGGAAGGGGGCGUAAGUAGAAUAUUUGUCUGUCUUAUGAGCUUUUAAAAGUAGGGAGCAAGAGAGGCAGAGAGCUGAAUCAUACCAUGUAAGGUAAUCCAGAUUCCAGAAUGGGGGAAAUCUUUGCUUGUGGAAUCCAAAAUCUGAGAAAUCUUACUCGUGGAAUCUGGAAUCCUGGGCUUUGGAUUCCGGAAUCCCACUAACAAUUGGAAUCCAGUACUUGGAAUCUGGAAUACAUGAUAUGGAAUCCAGAAUCAAAGACUGUCUUGGAUUCCCUUGCAUGGGGUGUGCUGAAAGCAUUCAGUUUCCACCAAUGUGACCAGGGUUAAAAUCCCAGAGAUGAUACCAUGUUUGGGUUGUGUUUAUCGUCUUGUCCAAGUUGAAUAAAUGGUUACUGGAAUUUUUCCAGCCAUCAUGUCUCCUUUUUUGGUGAAUUAAAAAUGAGAGUAGUUACUUAUCAUUAUCAUACAACUACUAUCGCAUUUCUGUUACAAUUCUGUUGUAACAGUAAUAUUUCAAAAGUUGCACAAGAGGUACUAUGAUCACAGCACAACACCACCACAAUGCCACUGGUAAAAAAGCGACUGAAACAUUCAGUGAUUUAAUUCCUUUUUAGAGAAGAUCAGAACUUAACUGUUUAUCUUUCGUCUGCGGUAUUUAACUUCUAGGUCGGCCAAUCAGAAGGAUAUUUUAUUCUGCUGUGCUGGGAACAACUGCUGCAGCUAUCUGUUAUCCAAAUCAAGCGGUUGAUGUAGCAUUGGCUAAUUACAAUAGACUAAAGGUGUAUACAAGAGAACAGUGGCACAAGUUCAACCAGACAAGAACAGAACAGGCCGCUUCCAAGAAGCUUGAGAGUCCCGUUAACGACACGGAAAUUUCCAAAGAUCAAGAUAAACCCACCGAAAAUGUGCCCGAGCAAGCUAAUGUGGAGCCAAGAGAAGACAAAGUUGAAGUUAAAGAAGCGCCUGAAGAAGUUCCAGAAGAAAGGGUUGUGGCAGUUGCUGAGCAGAAGCCGAAGACAUCAUUCUGGAGCAAUAUCCCGUUUCUUGAUAAGUUCAUCGGCAGCCGGGAAUCAGCAACAGGUGAUGAGGUUAGUCCGCCAGUAGCCGUCGGUGAGGGAGAGGAUGUGAAAGGGUCUGGAGGUAUUAAAGACCAAGUUAUGGUUCAACAAGAGUCUAGAAGUCAAGAAGUAAAGAUCGAAGGAGACAUUGGACAGUCCAACCCAGAAGACAAGGACAUGUACUCAACACGAUCAUGA